CUAAAAAUACAAAAAAUUCCGGAGAAAGGUUCCGAAUUUCUCCACUCACAGCCGGUUCCCUUGACUUAAAACUUACCCAAUGCCAUGGAUUAUGGGGACAAGACCUUGAUAAACCUGCCCAGCUACGCCGAUCGCUAUACGGACAUUCCUCGUCUCAUCCGAUUGAAGUUCAUUGCCCAGGUCUGCCCGCAGCUGAGUGUUCCUGCCCUUGAGUUGGCCCUCAAUCACGUGAAGACCACCUACAAUGUCAAGUUGUACGACGAGCUCUACAAAACGCUCUGCGUUGAGGUGGACAGGAAAUACACCACCCAUGGAAAAGAACGUCAUGCCCCCGAUGGCAACGAGCCGAGCACGUCGAGCGGCAGGGGGAGAGCCUUGGUGCCCUAUGAUUCCUACUGGGUGGAGGACAACACCAUGGAAGCCACGCUGAUGCUCCAGGAACUGGACGCCGAACUGAACUUCAAGAAAUCGAACUCGGGCAGCUCUUAUGUGCGGCGCAUUCUGGAGGAGAUCGGGGAUCAUUACGAGAAGAGCGGAAACCUGCAGAUGGCGGUCAAGUUUUAUGCUAGAGCCAGGCCCUACUGUACCAGCAGCGAGAAUGUGAUCAAUAUGUUCCGGAACCUGAUUAGGGUCUCCAUUUACAUGGACAACUGGUGGUACGUACUCACCUACAUCGAUGAGGCCAAGCAGUAUGCCUUUGGAUUCGAGAAUCUGGCCCUGGAGGUACCAGGUCGUCUAAGCUGUGCUGCCGGCUUGGCUUACAUGGGCCUAAAGAUAUACAAAACAGCCGCCCAAUAUUUCCUGAACACUCCGUUUGGGCGGUACGAUUACGACAAAAUCGUGGCACCCGAAGACGUUACUCUAUAUGCUGGUCUUUGCGCUCUAGCCACUUUUGAUCGGGAGAGCCUACAGCUGGGCGCCAUCAACUCGGAAGCAUUUAAGCCAUUCUUUCAGCUUUCGCCCAAAAUGUGGCACAUAUUGGCCAAGUUCUACGCGGAUGAGUUCGACGCCUGUGUCACCCUGUUACGAGAAAUUGAAGAUCAUAUCAGGCUGGAUGUUUAUUUGUCUCCCCAUGUCAAUGCGCUUUACGACAUGAUAAUGGGCAGACUGACAAAGAAGAGGAACAUGGAAGUGAUGACAGGAUCUCUGAAGGAAGGUCAAUUGAGUUGAGGACUAUUCCUUAAUAAAAGCCAAAUUAAAU
This is a messenger RNA of Drosophila erecta, 1201 nucleotides long. RefSeq names its product COP9 signalosome complex subunit 1b (gene CSN1a). The coding region runs from base 85 to 1170 and encodes 361 amino acids. Lineage: Eukaryota; Metazoa; Arthropoda; Insecta; Diptera; Drosophilidae. Gene Ontology annotation, cellular component: COP9 signalosome. The transcript has a single exon. The record is from RefSeq and is a predicted model, not a curated record.